AUGGCUUCAAUGGUUGCACCUCAGAUGGCUUUCCGAGCUUUGAAAGCUGCCCCCAAGGCUGCCCCUUGGGCAAAGCUCUCUGUUCAGCUGCCACGGGCCCAACCUGCUUUCCGCCGGUUCUUCGCCGCAGCUCCCCAGGAACAGCCGCGCCUGCGUCUCGGAUCGACUGCUCCCAACUUCAAGGCCCUAACCACCAAGGGCGAGAUUGACUUUCACGAGUUCAUCGGCGACAGCUGGACCAUCCUCUUCUCCCACCCCGCCGACUUUACUCCCGUCUGCACGACCGAGCUGGGUGCUUUUGCGAAGUUGAAGAAUGAGUUUGACAAGCGUGGUGUGAAGAUGAUUGGCUUGAGCGCCAACGACAUCGGCUCCCACGGCGAGUGGAUCAAGGAUAUCAACGAGAUCGCCUCGACUGACGUGCAGUUCCCCAUUAUCGCCGAUGCCGACCGCAAGGUUGCCUUCCUAUACGACAUGGUUGACCAACAGGACCUGGAUAACAUCGACCAGAAGGGCAUCGCCUUCACCAUCCGAUCUGUCUUUAUUAUCGACCCCAGCAAAAAGAUCCGCCUCACCAUGAUGUACCCCGCCUCAACUGGUCGCAACUCUUCCGAGGUCCUCCGAGUCAUCGACUCCCUUCAGACCGGUGACAAGAAGGGCGUGACUACCCCGAUCGACUGGCAGGUUGGCGACGACGUCAUCGUACCUCCCUCCGUUUCUACUGCGGACGCGAAGAAGAAGUUUGGCGAGGUUCGCGAGGUUAAGCCGUACCUGCGGUACACUAAGAUCUGA
This is a messenger RNA of Penicillium daleae, 789 nucleotides long. RefSeq names its product peroxiredoxin. Gene Ontology annotation, biological process: cellular oxidant detoxification; cell redox homeostasis; cellular response to oxidative stress. The transcript has 3 exons. Bases 1 to 789 code for a protein of 262 amino acids. The record is from RefSeq and is a predicted model, not a curated record. Gene Ontology annotation, cellular component: cytosol; mitochondrion. Gene Ontology annotation, molecular function: thioredoxin peroxidase activity. Lineage: Eukaryota; Fungi; Ascomycota; Eurotiomycetes; Eurotiales; Aspergillaceae.